This is a messenger RNA of Beauveria bassiana ARSEF 2860, 714 nucleotides long. RefSeq names its product methyltransferase domain-containing protein. Bases 1 to 714 code for a protein of 237 amino acids. The record is from RefSeq and is a predicted model, not a curated record. The transcript has 4 exons. NCBI's taxonomy places the organism in Eukaryota, Fungi, Ascomycota, Sordariomycetes, Hypocreales, Cordycipitaceae.
AUGUCUACCUCUACAGAAGCGAACACAAACUACUUCAAUAAGAUCGCCGCCGACUACGAUCAGCUAUUUUCCAAAUGCUUGGAUGCGCUGAAGAUUGAACUUCGUGCUCACACCGACUUUAUCGGUAUCAAGAAAGGUGGCAGGCUACUCGACUAUGCCUGCGGCACAGGCUUUAUUUCCAUCAGUCUCUCUGAUGCCAUCGGCCAAGCAGUCGGUGUCGACAUUACCGAAAACAUGGUUGGCGCGUACAACGCCAAGGCCGUCAGCGCGAAGGUGCCCGAGGAUAAGCGCAGGGCGUACCUCGGCGACCUGCUCAGCACGCCCCCGUCGGCGAGCCUCGACGGCCAGCUGUUCCACGGCUUCGACGUGGCGGGCGUAGGCAUGGGCUUCCACCACUUUGAGGACACGACGCUGGCUGCGGCGCGGCUGGCCGGGCGGCUGGCGGCUGGCGGAUCGCUGUUUGUGCUCGAUUUUUUGCCGCACGGCGCGGAGCCGCACCACGGCGGCCUCCUCGCCGAGCGGGGCGUUCACCACCUCGGCUUCGACGAGGAAAGGAUCCGCAAGUUGUUUAAGGCGGCGGGCGCGGCGGGGGACUUUAGGUACAAGGAGCUGAAUACGGUUAUUGAGAUUGAGGAUAAGCCGGUGCAGGGACAGACAAUGCGUCGCCGGCUGUUCCUUGCCAGAGGUACAAAGACUGCUGAAGGUCACAUGUGA